Portunus trituberculatus (swimming crab) is the source of this 1612-nucleotide messenger RNA. Its product is annotated as 2-(hydroxymethyl)glutarate dehydrogenase-like. The record is from RefSeq and is a predicted model, not a curated record. NCBI's taxonomy places the organism in Eukaryota, Metazoa, Arthropoda, Malacostraca, Decapoda, Portunidae. Gene Ontology annotation, cellular component: mitochondrion. Gene Ontology annotation, biological process: L-valine catabolic process. Gene Ontology annotation, molecular function: 3-hydroxyisobutyrate dehydrogenase activity; NADP binding; NAD binding.
ACUAUAUAAACACUGGCACUGGCACUCACUAACCCACACCAGCACUCCAUAACCCACACCAGCACUCCAUAACCCACACCAGCACUCCUUCACACUCCCUUCAAAACCCCAGAGACGUCCAGAAAAGGAAGAGAACACAGAAAGACAGGGCAAGAUGUUGGUGGGACGUGUAUGUGGGUGGCUCAAAGGCUGUGGAGUGAGGUUUAGCAGCAGAGGGAUUAAUACAGCCAGUAAAAGCACCACUGUGGGCAUCGUGGGUUGUGGGAAUGUGGGUUCAGCCGUGGCACACAAUCUAACGCGGCAGGGGUUCAGGGUGGUGGCGGCCCAUGAUGUCGACCCAGCACGCCUCGCCUCCCUCCCCCCCAACGUGGCCACUGUCCCCACCCCACGCCACGUCGCCGCUGCAGCCGAUGUUGUGGUUUCAGGUCUGCCGCGCCCUCCUAACGUGAAGGCCGCGGCGGAGGGUCCUGAUGGCAUACUAGCGGGCCUGACGAAGGAUAAAGUUUGGAUCGACCAUUCCACUACUGACUGUGACCAAACUAAGGAGUUUAGCUUAGCGGCGGCACAGCAGGGCGCCCACGUGUUGGAGGCGCCCAUCACGGGGGGGCUGGAGGCGCUGAGGAGGGGCAUGGUGGUACACGUGGGCGGUCAAAAGGAGGUGGCAGCGGCAAUGUCUCCUAUACUAGAGGCAUCGUACUGUGAGGUGUUCUACGUGGGGGAGAUUGGUACGGCUAUGAUGGUGAAGGUGGUGUCCAACAUGCUAGCCUGUGUCCACGUGAUCGCCAUGGGGGAGGUGCUUAUGCUAGCCAAGCGCUCCAAUCUGGACCUGCGCACCUUCUGGGAAGCGAUAAGAGUGAGCGCCGGGAACAGCUUCGUGUGGGAGACAGCUGGGCCCCUGGUGUUCAAGGGUUCCUAUGACCCAGGGUUCACUAUGGCUCUGCAAAACAAGGAUCUGCAACUAGGAUACGAUAUGGCUAGGAAAUAUGAGGUACCAAUGGACAUGCACCAAAUGGCCCUAGCAGUGUACCGGAGGACGCAGUACCAGCUGGGGGACGAGGCUGGCUGCUACUCCCCGCCCAAGACCUACGAGUUGGCCCUGAAGGAGUCGCUGAAGGUGCAGGAGUUUGACGGGUGGGACUAUAACACUGAGAUAUACAAAGGGUCGCUGGUUGUCUCCCAUGAUGGACUGCAGAAGAGGGAAGAGUGAGUCUGUGGUUUGAGUAAUGGCGGGGGCACUCUUAUUAAACCCUUCAGUACUGGGGCACAUUUAUACCUUGAGAUUUGUGUACGAUUAGACCGUUCUUCUUUACAUUGGGAAGGGUGAAUGGAGGUUAGAAGAUUAAUGGGAAAUUGCCGCUUUCUUUUCAAUACUAGAGGAAAAUUAAUGAAGAACUGAUGGUUUAACUUAUGCAAACCACAUUAUAGUUUCCUAAAUAUGUCAUGUAGACUUGUUAUCAACGGUGUUAGUCCGAAAUCGGGAGAAAUUACAGCAAAAAGAUUACUUUUUCUCGUUUAAUGCAUGACAAGAAACAAAUAGUGAAGGAAAAUUUCAGUGACUGAUGCUUUUCCAACGCGCAGUGACAUGAAAUCACACAGCAUUCUAAAUAAAAGC